This is a messenger RNA of Drosophila mauritiana, 1459 nucleotides long. Its product is annotated as 4-nitrophenylphosphatase. Gene Ontology annotation, cellular component: cytoplasm. NCBI's taxonomy places the organism in Eukaryota, Metazoa, Arthropoda, Insecta, Diptera, Drosophilidae. Gene Ontology annotation, molecular function: phosphatase activity. The transcript is spliced from 6 exons. The record is from RefSeq and is a predicted model, not a curated record. Bases 312 to 1259 code for a protein of 315 amino acids.
GCCCAAUCUGCACACGCUGGGCUGCCUGCUGCUGGUCUAAUGCAAUUUGAAAUGUGUAAUGCAAUCGUUCCUCGUUCCACGACCAGGCAGUUCUCUUCGGGCUGGGUCUUCCAGAUUGGCGAGCUCGUCUCGCUGCACUUAGUUACACAUCUGUCUCUGGCACUUCGAUUGAGUCGCAUCACUGGACUGGAACUUUGCGCUGCGAGGAAUCGGAAUCCGAAUCUGGAUCAAAAUUGGAAUUGGAAUUGGAAUACCGUGCUAAAAUCUCUCUAAAUCCGGAUUUGUGUCGUAGUUUCUAUCACUCGAUCGGAAUGAGCUCGGUUAAGUAUCUAAAGAAUAUGACUGAAAAGGAACGCGAUGAGUUCUUUGACUCAUUCGAUUUGGUUUUGUGCGAUUGCGAUGGUGUGGUUUGGUAUCCACUGAGGGAUUUCAUACCCGGUUCCGCCGAGGCAUUGGCCCAUUUGACCCAUCUUGGCAAGGAUGUGACCUUCGUGACCAACAACAGCAUCAGUUCGGUGAAGGAGCACAUCGAGAAGUUUGAGAAACAGGGCCAUCUAACGAUUCAUGAGCAUCAAAUCGUUCAUCCUGCCCAAACCAUCUGCGAUCACUUGAGGUCCAUUAACUUCGAGGGACUCAUCUACUGCCUGGCCACGGCGCCAUUCAAGGAAGUCCUCGUAAAUGCCGGAUUUCGUUUGGCCCAAGAGAGUGGUUCGGGAAUCAUCACGAGUCUGAAGGAUUUGCACGAGGGCAUUUUCUCGGGCGAAUCGGUGGAUGCGGUCAUCAUCGACGUUGACUUCAACCUGUCGGCGGCCAAGUUGAUGCGUGCCCAUUUCCAGCUCCAAAAUCCCCAGUGCCUCUUCCUCGCCGGAGCUGCCGAUGCUUUGAUUCCAUUUGGCAAGGGUGAAAUUAUAGGACCUGGAGCCUUUAUCGAUGUGGUGACCCAGGCCGUUGGCCGUCGGCCCAUAACCUUGGGCAAGCCGGGCGAGGAUCUGCGCAAGCUUCUGCUGGAACGCCAUCGGGAAAUCCCGCCCAGCCGCGUGCUCUUCGUGGGCGAUAGUCUGGCCAGCGACAUUGGAUUCGCCCGCGCCAGUGGCUACCAGACUCUCCUCGUCCUCACCGGCGGCACAAAGCUGGAGGAUGUCCAGCGACUGCCGAUUGACCAUGCCCAGAUGCCCGACUAUCUGGCCGAUUGCCUGGGCCAGAUAGCAACCAAUAAUCCGGCAUCGAGUAACUCUGACUCGGCGCAUUCGAUGUGUUGAUAGUGUUCAAGUGUUUGUCAAACUUAUCUGCGGCUUUUUAAUCAAGUUUGUUUGUUGGUAAUAGGCGGAAACCAAAAGUGACUCCAAUUACUCACUGCACAAUGUGUUCCUCGACUUCGGAAGUGGGGGAUACCCUAUAAUCUAGACACUAUCUACUAUUAUAAGUGCAAAACUUUCAAUUAACUUGCAUGUCUUUUUUG